Molecule: messenger RNA, 954 nt
Organism: Psilocybe cubensis
Lineage: Eukaryota; Fungi; Basidiomycota; Agaricomycetes; Agaricales; Agrocybaceae
Exons: 5
Coding region: 1-954 (317 amino acids)
Source: RefSeq, a predicted model, not a curated record
AUGUCUGAAGUCGUGGCUUCUGACUCAGAGGACAAAGUCAAAGUCAUUAAAUCGGAAGUCAAGGAAGCAAAACGCCGCGCUGAGAUGAGUUGUGGACGAAUGGAUUGCAUGCAGUUCGAUAACGAAAAAAAUCCGACAUUCAAACGCUGCGGCAAGUGUGUCGUGAAAUAUUGCUCUAGACAUUGCCAAAAGAUGGAUUGGCCUAGACACAAAGAAAAUUACACUACUUUGCCUGAGGAGGGCCGAAGGUUUGCGACGAUAGUCAAAUACUUGGCAUCGAAUCCUUACCUCGCGAUGAAUUUUCAAAUAAUGACAGUCUUCCUGUUCAAACUGCACCUCAUGAACGAGUCCGAAUUGAUAAAUUUUCAAGAUAAACCAUUCGCAGUAGGGAUAUUCCUUCAGCAAGAACCUGCCAAUAUUGUAGACUUCUUCCGUCUUUAUCGACGUGCGUCUAUCUAUGAUACGAAAGGUCCUAUUCUUGGAAUGCCAAAAAUUGCCAAUGUGGUCGUGGAAAAAGACUUUUCUGUCCGAGACACACUGAUAUGGAGGGACGAACUCGAAGAAGCUAAGUCAAAUAUCCGUCGCGACUCACUGGACCUGUUGCGCUUGCGCACGGAACUCCAAGAGUAUGAGAGGGGCGUCCUCGCCCUGGGUGCACCACCGUACGAUGAUUCUUGGCUCAACGUUGUGUUCACUAGAGUCACCCGCGAAAAGAUUCGUCGAGAAGUGGUAUAUAGCAUUGGAGCUCAUUACUGCGGUCGCGAAAUUGAAGGCAUAUCCAAAAUGACCUAUCAAGACUGGAAAACCGGCGUGGUAGGAGGUUUGGAGAUGUUGGACUUGUGGAAGGCUCAGGUCUCAGAAAUGCAAUUAACUCCCGACACCGACAGGCAUAUAUCGAAGAAGAAGAAGAAGAAGAAGAAGAAGAGACAAAAACCAUUACAGGGUUCUUCGUAA